AUAGGUCAGGACAUUAUUAGCCAAGUUAAGACCAGCUAGUCUAUGGCUGUCUGUGAUUUCAUAUUUCUUAUUUUUUCUAUGAUGAAUUUGUGUGUAAAAACGAACUGUUGAACGGUAAUCAUAUAAUAUUUUGUGUUGUACGUAAAGUUGUCUCGUAUAGGCGAUUUUUAUAAACACCGAAAAUGGAUUCAAAACAUGAAAAACAAUACAUUUUCAAUAUGAACUUGGCAAGAAUUAUGGGCUUAUAUCAAAUUUUAACUCCAACUUCCACUAAAAUUUGUGGCUACAACAUAUAUCACACUGUUAUUGUGGUUUUUGGAUCAUUUAUGCUCGCCAUAUCGAUGUUGUUUCCAAUUGGUUUGCUUUAUUUAAGAAAUGAUAUAAUUGCGCUUAUGUACUACAUGGGUUGCAUAAGCAAUUUUGUAUUAUCCAGUUACAAAAUGGGUAAUAUUCUUUAUUAUUCCAAGGAUAUAUGGAAAUGCAUUGACGUCACAAGCUUUUACUUUAUUUCAUACAAACACUACGAUAGAAAUGUAUUUAAAAAAUGGCAAACACGAUCUAUACGAGUUACUUACUUAUAUAUUGUAAUAGCGUUAUUCGCUUUUUUUUGUUGGAUUUUUAGUCCAUGCGUCAUGAAUAAAUCUAUCAUUACUAUUAGAAAUAUUGACGGUUCAUACAGUAAAUACCGAAUGAAUAUUUUUAAUAUAUAUUUAAUAGCAUCGCAUGAAACAUAUAACACGUAUUUUUACAUAUUUUAUAUUAUUGAAAUAAUAGUUAGUGUUUGCUAUGUAUAUUUCACUAUAAUAUUUGAUGUUUUAAUGCUUCUGAUAUGUUUUGCAAUAUCUUACCAACUGGAAACAAUUAGUAAUACAAUCGAAUCAUUUGGCUACGAAAAAUGUACGCAGAAUAAUAUCAGCAAUGGUAAUUCAAUGCAAUUAGAGAAGAAAUGUGACAUAAUAUACAAUGAUUUAAUAACGAUAUUGGCAGACCACCAAAACGUUAUAAAAAAGUUAAAGGAUUUUUAUAACAUGUUCCGGUUAGUAACGCUAACUCAAAUAUUUAUAGCUUCAAGUUCACACGUAUUUAUUUGGUCUAUAGCUGCAAUGAGCACUGAUGGAGGUGAUAAUGCAGAUUCAAUAUUGUCAUUUAAGCUAUUCAUUGUACUCCCUCUUAUAAAUUUUCAAUUAUUUAUGACUUGUAGUUUAUUUGGAACUAUAAAUGAAAAAAAAGAUUCGAUCAUUUUUGCAUUAUAUAGCAGCAACUGGACUAAUAUGGAUUUAAAAACCAAAAAAAUUAUUUUGUUUGGUUUGAUAAUAAAUAAUGCCAACCAGUUAAAAAUGAAGUUUACGAAUACCAAAAUUGUUAACUUGGAAAUGUUUAGUCAUACGAUGCGUUUUUGUUAUUCAAUAUUUUCAAUGCUAAUAAAUUAUAAUAAUAAAAAUAAAAUGAAUUAGAAUUUUAAUUGUUUGAUAAUUUACUUUAAUUGAAUAAAGCGUAAUUGUGGAAUUUACAUAUUAUACCCACAGGGCACAGAUUUCUACAUAGCAAACUCCCGCUAUCACACUUGAUCUAUAAAUCGACUACCUAUAAAUAUUAGUGGAAUAUACAUGCUACGACGUGCACGGGAGUGCGUUACGGAUGUGUAUGAUACAAUUAUGCAUAGACCUUUUUUUUACUAUUAUGAUUGCAUGCGUAACCAAACUUAGGUGUCGCUUGUUUACACCAAAAAUUACCUAACCGUUAUGUGCCAGAUUAGAAGAAAUGCCAAUUUUUUUAAUUAUACGAUUUUAAUACUUGGGACUUCUUAUUAUUUUACAUAUUAUACUUAAUUACUAAACACUAAUAAACUUAAUUAGGUAGG
Messenger RNA from Rhopalosiphum padi (bird cherry-oat aphid), 1861 nucleotides. Its product is annotated as odorant receptor 46a-like. Gene Ontology annotation, biological process: detection of chemical stimulus involved in sensory perception of smell; sensory perception of smell. The record is from RefSeq and is a predicted model, not a curated record. Gene Ontology annotation, cellular component: plasma membrane. Bases 183 to 1454 code for a protein of 423 amino acids. Gene Ontology annotation, molecular function: olfactory receptor activity; odorant binding. Lineage: Eukaryota; Metazoa; Arthropoda; Insecta; Hemiptera; Aphididae. The transcript has 8 exons.